GAAUGCCUCGCUCUAAACACAACACAUCGCCAUUUUCCGCGAACGGACGCUUCUCGGCGGAGUAACGUUAACUAGGUCACGAGACUCCCGGAGAAACACUCGUAGCGAUCUUCACCGGAGCCACCCGUCCGACCGCGUCGAUCCGCCACCGCACAGACCGAAAGCCAAUGACCGGAUCCGGUUACGCCGCUCGGAUGAAGAGUUCCAGCGCGGGCCCGGGCUGAAGAGACGACCCUCGGAGAUCCAGACGAGCAGCGACACACACAGAAUGAAGCGCGGUCAGCAGCGUGUGGAUGAAGCCGAGCCUGGCGGUGGCCCCGGGGCCCCUGAGCUCUGCAAGCGGCUGCGCUGUGAGGACUGUGAGGACUCUGAGGACGGAGACGGGCCUGUGGACUGGGGUCAACUGCCCCAGGAGAUCCUGCUGCAGAUCCUGCAGUACCUGCCGCUGCUGGACCGGGCGAUCGCCUCGCAGGUGUGCCGCCGCUGGAACCAGGCCUUCCACAUGCCGGAGCUCUGGAGGUGCUUCGAGUUUGAGCUCAACCAGCCGGCCAGCUCUUACCUGCAGGCCACACACCCCGAGCUGAUCAAGCAGAUCAUCAAACGCCACGCCAACCACCUGCAGUACGUCAGCUUCAAGGUGGACAGCAGCACUGAGUCUGCAGAGGCAGCGUGUGAUAUUCUCUCUCAGCUGGUCAACUGCUCUCUGAAGACUCUGGGACUCAUCUCCACCGCACGACCCUCCUUCAUGGAGCUGCCCAAAUCUCACUUCAUCUCUGCGCUGACGGUGGUGUUCGUCAACUCCAAAUCUCUGUCCUCGCUGAAGAUCGACGACACGCCGGUGGACGACCCCUCGCUGAAGGUGCUGGUGGCCAAUAACAGCGACACACUGAAGCUGCUGAAGAUGAGCAGCUGUCCACACGUGUCUCCCGCAGGUAUCCUGUGUGUGGCGGAUCAGUGUCACGGUCUGCGUGAGUUAGCGCUCAACUAUCACCUGCUGAGCGAUGAUCUUCUGCUAGCGCUGUCGUCGGAGCGUCACGUUCACCUGGAGCACCUGCGCAUCGAUGUGGUGAGCGAGAACCCGGGCCAGCACUUCCACUCCAUCAAGAAGAGCAGCUGGGACGCCAUGGUGCGCCACUCGCCCAAGUUCAACCUGGUGAUGUACUUCUUCCUGUACGAGGACGAGUUUGGGCCCUUCUUCCAGCACGAGGUGCCGGUGACGCACCUGUACUUCGGCCGCUCCGUCAGUAAGGAGGUGCUGGGGCGCGUGGGGCUGACGUGCCCGCGGCUGGUGGAGCUGGUGGUGUGCGCUAACGGGCUGCGGCCGCUGGAUGAGGAGCUGAUCCGGAUGGCGGAGCGCUGUCGUCAGCUGUCGGCCGUGGGGCUGGGCGAGUGCGAGGUGUCCUGCAGCGCCUUCGUGGAGUUCGUGAAGAUGUGCGGCGGCCGGCUCUCGCAGCUCUCCAUCAUGGAGGAGGUGCUGGUGCCCGACAGCAGGUACGGCCUGGACGACAUACACUGGGAGGUGUCCAAACACCUGGGCCGGGUCUGGUUCCCUGAUAUGAUGCCCACCUGGUAGACCCACGGUCUGGAGCUUCAGCAGCCAGCACACACUGAAGGAACUGUGUGUGUGUGUGUGUGCGCGUGCGUGCG
Molecule: messenger RNA, 1647 nt
Organism: Danio aesculapii
Lineage: Eukaryota; Metazoa; Chordata; Actinopteri; Cypriniformes; Danionidae
Gene: fbxl3b
Product: F-box and leucine-rich repeat protein 3b
Exons: 5
Coding region: 269-1573 (434 amino acids)
Biological process (GO): G2/M transition of mitotic cell cycle; regulation of cell cycle; entrainment of circadian clock by photoperiod
Cellular component (GO): nucleus; SCF ubiquitin ligase complex; cytosol
Molecular function (GO): protein binding
Source: RefSeq, a predicted model, not a curated record